AUGGUCCUCUCCUGCUUAGCGGCCCUUCAAGUACAGAUCCCAGAGGAACUACUUUUCCCAGUGGCCAUCACACCGGGGCCUCCCGAGACGAGCGGAAACGGGGAUCAGAUGAUUUCGCAUCCAAGCUCCGCCCAAGUGGCGGCGCUGGGCGGGUCCCGCCCGGGUCCCGCCCCAUCCCCGCCCCAUCCCCGGUCAUCCGGAAGCCAUUCUCCAAAUUCCAAACACACCCAGAGUAGUCACUUCCCGGUACUCAUCCCACACUGCCAAGGCCGGCCGCACCCACUGCCCUUCAACUUGGGCCGCCUGGGCCUCGGGAGGCUCGAGCGGCGCAGAGACCGGCGGAACCGCCAAUCACGCUUCUUCUUGCCCGGAAGGGGAGGUGCCCAGGGCGCGUCACUCCGAGUGCGGCCUCGGAUUGGCUGCGCCCGGGCUCGGCGGCGGCUCUGGAUUGGCUGGGCCCGGGUGCUCGGCGGCGGCGGGAUUUUUCGGAUGUGUUGGCGGCGGUGA
Molecule: messenger RNA, 507 nt
Organism: Rangifer tarandus platyrhynchus (Svalbard reindeer)
Lineage: Eukaryota; Metazoa; Chordata; Mammalia; Artiodactyla; Cervidae
Source: the annotation of a GenBank genome assembly